AUGGACAAGAAAAGUAAAUCAGACAUAAAAAACAAAAGCGUUGAUUUCGAAACGGCUAUUUCAUUGUGCCAAUAUGGAAAAUUUCAUUACAGUAUUGUAUUUUUGUGCGGUCUUAUAUUUUUAUUUGGAGGAAGUCAGAGCGGAAUAAAUGCUUACAUUAUUCCCGCAGCAGAAUGUGAUCUAAACUUAAACUCUCGCCAAAAAGGACUCAUCAAUUCAGCAUUUUUAAUCGGCGGUAUGUCAAGUUCAUUUCUUUGGGGGAUAUUGGCUAAUGCUUAUGGCCGGAAGAAGAUUCUUGUUGGUACUUUAUUAACUGAUAGCCUUCUCACGUUUUUAUCGAGUCUUUCUCAGAGCUUCGAGGUUCUCGUUGUCUUCCGAGCACUCGCUGGUUUUUUAAUUGGUGCUCCAGGUUCAUUAAUUUAUAAUUAUCUUAGUGAAUUUCAUCCAUCUAAAUUACGCGUUAGAUGUAUUUGCAUUAUUGGUUUUUUUUGGACAUCUGCAUCAUUAUUAUUACCAGGUCUCGCAUGGUUUAUAAUUCCUCUUAAAUUUUCAUUUGAAUUCGCGGGUUUUAUUUUAAAUUCAUGGAGAAUUUAUCUCGGAUUAAUCGGAGUUCCAACUUUUAUAAUGGGAUUUAUACUUACGAUGUACCCGGAAAGUCCAAAGUAUUUAUUAUCUCGCGGUAGAAAACAAGAAGCCCUUGAGAUUCUUGGGCAAAUCUAUUCCGUCAAUACUGGACGAGACAAGUCCGACUAUCCUGUCAAGGAACUGAAAAUAUCCAGCGAUGAGAUUGAUGACAAAAACGCACUGGCUGUUAUAGCUGCAGAUUGUUGCAAUGAUCAGUCUAAUUUACUUGUCAUAAAAAAACUUUUAGCGGACGCAUGGCGACAAGGAGCUUCUCUCACGACUCCUCCUCUUGUAAAAUGGGCUGUCUUAUGCUGGACUAUUUAUUUUACUAAUUUAUUUGGAUGGUAUGGACUCGGCAUAUGGAUGCCAGAACUAUUGAAUCGGUUUGAAAAUUUCUAUCUUCUCCAUCCAAAUGUGACGACUGCAAGUAUAACUGAGUUGGUAUCAUUAAACACAACAUCACCAAUUCUUAAAUACGACUGUGAAAAUCAUAGUAUGAAUGAAAAAGUAUUUAUUAACACAUUAAUGAUAAACGCCGCAUGUUCAAUAGGAAAUAUUAUAUGUAUUUACUUAUCUAAUCACGUCGGGCGACGUACUAUUCCCGUAACAACAUCAAUCGUAGCAGGAACAGCGGGAAUAGCUUUGUACUUCGUUAAAUCCCCUACACAAAUCAUAAUCAUAGCUGGUAUAUUUUCAGUAGCAAUGACUGCUGCAAAUAUUGUUCUGAAUAGUAUAAUUGUUGACAUAUUUCCAACUCAUGUAAGCGCACUCGCGGUAAGUAUGAAUUCAUGUUUCGGUCGCAUUGGUGCCAUUGUUAGUAACGUUGCAUUUGGAUUGCUUGUUGACGUCAGCAGCGAAGUACUAAUUUUUCUUGUGGCUGGUACUAUUAUCGCGGGUGGUCUGCUGUCGUUUUUACUGCCGGGAAAAAAUAAUCCUAAAAUAAUUGAAACUUGAUGAGUAAAUAAAUGAAUAAUUAAUAAUCAAAAGUAAAUAAAAAAUACAA
Microplitis demolitor is the source of this 1627-nucleotide messenger RNA. RefSeq lists its product as uncharacterized. Gene Ontology annotation, cellular component: membrane. The record is from RefSeq and is a predicted model, not a curated record. The transcript is spliced from 10 exons. Bases 1 to 1578 code for a protein of 525 amino acids. Lineage: Eukaryota; Metazoa; Arthropoda; Insecta; Hymenoptera; Braconidae. Gene Ontology annotation, biological process: transmembrane transport. Gene Ontology annotation, molecular function: transmembrane transporter activity.